AUGGUGACAGUCGGUGUGUUUUCUGAGAGGGCUAGUUUGACCCAUCAAUUGGGGGAAUUCAUCGUCAAGAAACAAGAUGAGGCGCUGCAAAAGAAGUCAGACUUUAAAGUUUCCGUUAGCGGUGGCUCUUUGAUCGAUGCUCUGUAUGAAAGUUUAGUAGCGGACGAAUCACUAUCUUCUCGAGUGCAAUGGUCUAAAUGGCAAAUCUACUUCUCUGAUGAAAGAAUUGUGCCACUGACGGACGCUGACAGCAAUUAUGGUGCCUUCAAGAGAGCUGUUCUAGAUAAAUUACCCUCGACUAGUCAGCCAAACGUUUAUCCCAUGGACGAGUCCUUGAUUGGCAGCGAUGCUGAAUCUAACAACAAAAUUGCUGCAGAGUACGAGCGUAUCGUACCUCAAGUGCUUGAUUUGGUACUGUUGGGCUGUGGUCCUGAUGGACACACUUGUUCCUUAUUCCCUGGAGAAACACAUAGGUACUUGCUGAACGAAACAACCAAAAGAGUUGCUUGGUGCCACGAUUCUCCCAAGCCUCCAAGUGACAGAAUCACCUUCACUCUGCCUGUGUUGAAAGACGCCAAAGCCCUGUGUUUUGUGGCUGAGGGCAGUUCCAAACAAAAUAUAAUGCAUGAGAUCUUUGACUUGAAAAACGAUCAAUUGCCAACCGCAUUGGUUAACAAAUUAUUUGGUGAAAAAACAUCCUGGUUCGUUAAUGAGGAAGCUUUUGGAAAAGUUCAAACGAAAACUUUUUAG
Messenger RNA from Saccharomyces cerevisiae S288C, 750 nucleotides. It is a transcript of the gene SOL3, whose product is annotated as 6-phosphogluconolactonase SOL3. The transcript has a single exon. NCBI's taxonomy places the organism in Eukaryota, Fungi, Ascomycota, Saccharomycetes, Saccharomycetales, Saccharomycetaceae. The record is from RefSeq and is marked reviewed. Bases 1 to 750 code for a protein of 249 amino acids. Gene Ontology annotation, biological process: carbohydrate metabolic process; pentose-phosphate shunt. Gene Ontology annotation, cellular component: cytoplasm; nucleus. Gene Ontology annotation, molecular function: 6-phosphogluconolactonase activity.